This is a messenger RNA of Helicoverpa zea (corn earworm), 3014 nucleotides long. RefSeq names its product dTTP/UTP pyrophosphatase. The record is from RefSeq and is a predicted model, not a curated record. Gene Ontology annotation, molecular function: nucleoside triphosphate diphosphatase activity; RNA-DNA hybrid ribonuclease activity; nucleic acid binding. The transcript has 2 exons. Bases 1 to 2901 code for a protein of 966 amino acids. NCBI's taxonomy places the organism in Eukaryota, Metazoa, Arthropoda, Insecta, Lepidoptera, Noctuidae.
AUGAACCUCUGUGUCCUGAAUGAUGGAUCUGCUACCCGUAGGGUCUCCCCUACACAAAAUGCUAGUGUCCCUGACCUUUCUUUUGCCUCUCCCACUCUAGUCUCAAUUCUCUCUUGGUCUGUCCUGCCUAAUUCAUAUGGCAGUGACCAUUUCCCCAUCUUAAUUACUUUUCAUAAUUCCUUCUCCCCUAACCCUCCCAUUCAACCUCUCCAGAAAUAUCGCCUCCUUCAAGCUGACUGGGGUAAAUUUUCUUCCUUGGUAGAUUCAGAACUUCACACCCUUCCCCAGGUAAACUCCUCUAAUUCCCAUGACGUCUAUGAAAAUUUUGUCUCCUCUUUAAAACGUGCGGCUGACGCGUCUAUCCCCCUAAAAAACUCUGCCCGGAAAUUUAUUUCCUCCCCUCCAUGGUGGGACGCCGAGUGCACCGAUAGCGUUCGAAAACGGAGAGAAGCAGAAAUCCGAUACGCAUCCUCUAUUAAUAUGACCAAUUAUCUCGAUCUUAAGAAAACUUCGGCACGCACCUGCAGAUUAUUGGCGAAAAAGAAAAAAUCUGGUUGGCAUAACUUCUGCGAAUCGUUGUCUCCCCGUUCACCAGUAUCGAUAGUCUGGAAAAGAAUUAAGGCAUAUCGCAGAGUCUUAGACGCCCAUUCCUCAGACAUUUCUUCCAAUGACUCCAGUUGCUGGCUAGAAGACUUCAUAAGUAAGCUAGCCCCUCCCUCUGUCCCUAGUUUUGAAUGCCUUUCCUUGUCAGACUCUCCUCCCCCCUCUUCUGAUAAAUUCGAUGAACCUUUUUCUCUUUCUGAAUUAUCUUGUGCUUUGGACCAUCUGCGGGAUUCCGCCCCGGGUGUAGAUGGUAUCCCAUAUUCUUUCAUCUGUAAAUCCUCUUCUCUUUGUAAACAAAUACUCCUCAACCUUUUCAACUCUUUCUUCCUCUCUGGGGUAGUCCCCGAGUCUUGGAAAUGCCAAAUUAUCAUUCCAAUAUUAAAGCCUGGUAAAAAUCCAAAAGAUUCCUCCUCAUACAGACCCAUUGCUCUGUCCUCUGUUCUGGCUAAAAUCAUGGAGAACCUUAUCAAGAACCGGCUUGAAUGGUUUUUGGAAAGUAAAGGCAUCUUAUCUCCUUCUCAGUUUGGCUUCCGAAGAGGAAUGGGUACUCUGGACAGCCUUAGCAUUUUCGUUUCGGAUGUUCGAAUCGCUUUUUCAAAAAAUGAAAGCGUAGUUGGUGUCUUUCUUGAUGUUGCAUCAGCUUACGAUAACGUCCAACUUCCACUACUCAGGCAGAAGAUGCAUCAGCUGAGUGUUCCUGUGAGGUUGGUUAACAUAAUCUGCAACAUGCUAAUGUCUCGAACGAUCACUAUCCGUCAUCAACAUUCCGUUUCCCCAUCCCGUUUAGUCUGGAAAGGCCUGCCCCAGGGCUCGGUCUUAAGCCCUAUCCUGUAUAACUUAUAUACUCACGAUUUAGAGUCUUCGGUUAACUGCUUCUGCAAAAUUCUACAGUACGCGGAUGAUAUUGCCCUCUAUUAUAGUUUCUCCUCCCCUCAAGAUGCCUCUUCUCGCUUAAACUCUGCUCUAUACUACCUCAAUCAGUGGCUAUGCGACCAUGGCCUUAGCCUAUCAGUGCCUAAAUGCAAUGCGGUUGUCUUUUCUCGCAAACGUAAUAUCCCCCCUAUUAACCUAUCUAUUGAUAAUGUUCCCAUUUCUACUCUUGACAAAAUUAAAUUUCUCGGUAUAAUUCUUGACUCUAAAUUAUCUGGCCUUCACCAUCUAGAAUACAUUAGCAAAAAAUGUGAAAAAGGUGUGAACGCCCUACGUGCCCUUUCUGGGGUUCGGUGGGGUGCUCACCCAUCAACCCAAAGAAUCCUUUAUAAUGCCAUAAUCCGGAGCCACUUUGACUACGGCAGCUUUCUGUUGGAGCCAUGUAACAAAAUUGCCUUAGCCAAAUUGGAUAAGAUCCAAGCCAAAUGUUUGCGAAUUAUUACAGGAGCUAUGAAAUGUUCCCCUAUAAACGCUCUGCAGGUGGAAUGUUUGGAUCCUCCUCUUAACUUACGCAGACAAUACCUCUCGGAUAGAUUCUUUUUCAAAGCUCUCCAAAUUAAAUCCCACCCCCUUCUUCCUCUUUUAAAAACACUGCAUGAGCUUAUUGCCUCUUCCCGUUACUGGUCACACAAACUUCCUCCUCCCCUUAUUAACAGCUACAGUAAAGUCAAUGAUCCUCACAUAUCCCUAGUCCAGUCCAAUACUAACCCUCUUUUUGAAGUUAGUUUCGAAACGUUACUCUUUCAACCGAAAGUCAUUCUCAGCCUCGGUAUUUCCAAACAUGACCCUGGUGCUAAUAAUAAAUUAAAUAAGAUUUUAACCGAAGACUGGCAAGACUGGCUCACUAUGUACACUGAUGCUUCCAAAAUUUCAGAAGAUGGCAUUGUGGGAACUGCGGUGUGGAUCCCUAAAUAUAAAAUUAUUCUGAGCAAUAAAGUUUCUCCACACUCCUCUAUCUAUACAGGGGAAUCAAUAGCCCUUUUAGAAGCUGUUAAAUACGUCGAUUCUCAUAGUCUAAACAAAACUUUAAUUCUUUCUGACUCUCUAAGCUGCCUUCAAGAUUUGAUAAAAUUUCCUUUUCGUGCUCGUCAUAACUUCCCCAUUAUUCUUCAGAUCAAGCAACUUCUGUUUAAAUGUCACUCUUCAGGUAUUCAAGUUACUUUGGCCUGGAUCCCCAGUCACUCGGGCAUCGUGGGUAACGAUAAUGCAGAUUCACUUGCCAAGGUAGCAAUUCGAAAUGGAGAUGAUUCUUACCUCAGGACUUGUUUCCCUCGAGAUCUGUGCUGCACCGCCAAACCUUCUAUGAUGAAGAGCUGGGAUUCCCUUUGGCAGAAAACCCGUAAAGUCAAAGCUCUACAAUCGCUGUAGUCACUAGAGAAUAAUAAGUAUUAUUUUAUUUUUAAUUAAAAACCGAUCAGUGUCAUUUCCUACCUUGACGUUGGCAAAAUCUUCGAUACAAAUGAAGGAGCCAUAAACAAAAA